AUGGGGUUUGGACAAAAUUUACAGAUUGGACAGAAAUUGGAAGCAGUCGAUAAGAAAAAUCCACAAUUGAUUUGCUGUGCAACGGUUGAUGCCAUCAAAGAUGAUCAAGUGCACAUAGCAUUUGAUGGAUGGCGUGGAGCAUUUGAUUAUUGGACACGAUACGAUUCCCGUGACAUUUUUCCUGUCGGUUGGUGUACACAUCCCGUGCAACCGCCCGGCCAUCGUAACCGAGUUGAUCCAAAUACUAAUAAACGAAAAAGUAUGAAACCGAGCAAUACAUUCAUUCCCGACUUAGAUACACUAUCGACAACCACACCAGUUACAAUAUAUUUCCAUUCUAAGUGUCGAGUCGGACCAUUCUUUAAUCGCCAUAGUUUUCGAACUCGUACAAUGCUAACUGCGCCAAAUCAUAAAAUAUUAGCAAAACUUAUUUUACAAGAGAUUUUGGGCAAUUGCUCCAACACAGCCCAACUAGCGCAGCGUCUGUUUGCACUCGAUGGUGAUGUCAAUACCGUGGUAGCAGCAAGUGAAAACUUUAUGGUUAAAAUUCCAAGCUCAAAUCGUUUACGCGAUGCCGAAUUUGCUGAAUUUUUAAGAACUAUUUGCAAAGCUUGUGAAGCAUGUCCAAAUCUAAUUACGCUUGAAACAGGACCUGAAAUAUGUGAUAGCUGUUGUAAACAGGAAAAAACGGAAGAGACACAAGGACACGAAGAUUAUGACAAAAACAUAUGUAAACAGGAAUUGCAAAAACAAUCAGACUCAUUGCAGACGAAGGAGGGAGUAUUUGGAAUAAAACAAGUAUAUAAACGUCGUCGCCAAUCAGAUAUGGAAUCAUCAUCACCUUCACCCACAUCAUCUUCAAGUUCAAACUCAAACUCGAGCAUAAGUGAAAGGUUUUCGAAAAUUCCUAGAAAGACCAAUUCCAAUGAUGAAUCAGUUAGUAUUAUAACGUCUCAAAAUACACAGACGCAAUGUGUCACCACUUCAUCAGCAAUUUCCAAGUCAAGUUUAACACCCACAAAGGAGCCGCCAUUAAAACUAACAAAUCCAAUGCCGAAAGGUCCCGCCAACGAGUGGACUAUCGAAGAAGAAAUUGAUGGAAAGGCACUCCUUUUACUGACAUCUGAUAUGAUGUUGAAAUAUAUGAACCUAAAACUAGGCCCAGCAUUAAAGAUUUACAAUCUAGUAAAGCGGCUCAACAUGAGAAGGCACUGA
Molecule: messenger RNA, 1215 nt
Organism: Sitodiplosis mosellana (orange wheat blossom midge)
Lineage: Eukaryota; Metazoa; Arthropoda; Insecta; Diptera; Cecidomyiidae
Product: polycomb protein Scm-like
Exons: 3
Coding region: 1-1215 (404 amino acids)
Biological process (GO): regulation of DNA-templated transcription
Cellular component (GO): nucleus
Molecular function (GO): protein binding
Source: RefSeq, a predicted model, not a curated record